This is a messenger RNA of Laetiporus sulphureus 93-53, 2454 nucleotides long. RefSeq names its product AAA ATPase. The coding region runs from base 1 to 2454 and encodes 817 amino acids. NCBI's taxonomy places the organism in Eukaryota, Fungi, Basidiomycota, Agaricomycetes, Polyporales, Laetiporaceae. The transcript has 7 exons. The record is from RefSeq and is a predicted model, not a curated record. Gene Ontology annotation, cellular component: VCP-NPL4-UFD1 AAA ATPase complex; nucleus; cytosol. Gene Ontology annotation, molecular function: ATP hydrolysis activity; ATP binding; polyubiquitin modification-dependent protein binding. Gene Ontology annotation, biological process: retrograde protein transport, ER to cytosol; mitotic spindle disassembly; autophagosome maturation.
AUGGCGGACCCCAGUGGCGCAGCACCCGGUCCCGGUCCAAACGACAUUUCUACAGCGAUUUUGAGGCCCAAGAAAUCUCCUAACCGUCUUAUUGUCGAUGAGGCGACAUCCGAUGACAACUCUGUCGCGACUCUCAAUCCCGCGACGAUGGAGACCCUCCAGCUCUUCCGCGGAGACACUAUCAUCGUUCGGGGCAAGAAGCGGCACGACACGGUUCUCAUUUGCCUGAGCUCCGACGACGUUGAGGAAGGCAAGAUCCAGAUGAACAAGGUCGCCCGCAACAACUUGCGUGUCAAGCUUGGCGACAUGGUCAACGUUCACCCAUGCUUGGAUAUCAAGUACGGCAAGCGGGUGCACAUUCUGCCGUUCGACGACUCGGUCGAGGGUCUCAGUGGUAACAUUUUCGAGGUUUACCUCAAACCAUAUUUCUUGGAGGCGUAUCGUCCUGUUCGCAAAGGCGACACUUUCCUCGUCCGUGGUGGAAUGCGAACGGUCGAAUUCAAGGUCAUCGAGACCGAUCCCGCGGAAUAUUGUAUCGUUGCACAAGAUACAGUCAUUCACACGGAGGGCGACCCCGUCAAGCGCGAAGACGAGGAAGCGAGUCUGAGCGAAGUCGGCUACGACGACAUUGGUGGUUGCCGCAAGCAGAUGGCCCAGAUUCGCGAGCUAGUCGAGCUGCCCCUGCGGCAUCCACAGCUGUUCAAGUCGAUCGGUAUCAAGCCCCCGCGUGGUAUCCUCAUGUACGGCCCACCCGGAACGGGUAAGACGCUCAUGGCGCGUGCAGUCGCGAACGAGACCGGCGCAUUCUUCUUCUUGAUCAACGGCCCAGAAAUCAUGAGUAAGAUGGCGGGUGAGUCUGAGAGCAACCUCCGGAAGGCAUUUGAGGAGGCGGAGAAGAAUUCGCCCGCUAUAAUAUUCAUUGAUGAGAUCGAUUCAAUUGCUCCCAAACGUGAAAAGACGAACGGAGAAGUCGAGCGCCGAGUAGUCUCGCAACUCCUCACACUCAUGGACGGUCUCAAGGCACGCUCGAACGUCGUCGUCAUGGCUGCUACGAACCGACCCAACUCGAUCGACCCUGCUCUCCGUCGGUUCGGUCGGUUCGAUCGUGAAAUUGAUAUUGGUAUCCCCGACCCAACUGGCCGCCUCGAGAUUCUGCGCAUCCACACGAAGAACAUGAAACUCGCGGACGAUGUCGACCUCGAGCAGAUCGCUGCGGAUACUCACGGUUACGUCGGCUCCGAUGUCGCGUCGCUCUGCUCGGAGGCAGCGAUGCAGCAGAUCCGCGAGAAGAUGGACCUGAUUGACCUCGAUGAGGACACGAUUGACGCGGAGGUGCUCGAUUCGCUCGGCGUUACGAUGGAAAACUUCCGGUUCGCGCUCGGCACGUCAAAUCCAUCUGCUCUGCGCGAGACUGUCGUGGAGGUCCCGACCGUCAAGUGGGACGAUAUUGGUGGUCUCGAAAAGGUCAAACAGGAGUUGCAGGAGACUGUACAGUACCCAGUUGAGCACCCCGACAAGUUCCUCAAGUAUGGUAUGUCGCCGUCGAAGGGUGUCUUGUUCUAUGGCCCUCCAGGUACUGGUAAGACCCUCCUCGCAAAGGCCAUCGCCAACGAGACGCAGGCGAACUUCAUUAGUAUCAAGGGUCCUGAGUUGCUCACGAUGUGGUUCGGUGAGUCCGAGGCGAAUGUCCGUGACGUUUUCGACAAGGCCCGUGCGGCCGCGCCAUGUGUCAUGUUCUUCGAUGAAUUGGACUCCAUCGCGAAGGCACGCGGCGGCUCCUCGGGCGACGCCGGCGGUGCGGGCGACCGCGUGCUCAACCAGAUCUUAACGGAAAUGGAUGGUAUGAAUGUCAAGAAGAACGUCUUCAUCAUUGGUGCGACAAACAGGCCGGACCAGAUCGACCCGGCGCUUCUCCGACCUGGACGUCUCGACCAGCUCAUCUACAUUCCACUGCCCGACGAGCCAUCGCGUUUGUCGAUCCUCAGGGCGACUUUACGCAAGUCUCCGGUCGCGCCUGAUGUGGAUCUUGUGUUCCUCUCGAAGAAUACGCACGGCUUCUCCGGUGCUGACCUGACGGAAAUCUGCCAGCGUGCGGCGAAGCUGGCGAUCCGGGAAAGCAUUGAGGCGGAUAUCAGGCGGGCAAGAGAGAAGAAGGAGAAGGCGGAGGCGGCUGGCGAGGACGCGACAAUGGAGGAAGAAGAGGAGGAGGAUCCUGUGCCAGUGAUCACGCGGGAGCAUUUUGAGGAGGCGAUGAAGUUUGCGCGCCGCUCAGUCUCGGACGCGGACAUCCGACGAUACGAGAUGUUCUCCCAGAACUUGCAGCAGUCGCGCUCGUUUGGGUCGUCGUUCAAGUUCCCAGAGAGCUCUGGUACGCCGGCGACUGGUGCGGCGCCUGCUGCAACGGGCAAUGCUGGGUUUGGCGAGGACACGCAAGAUGAUGACCUGUACGCAUGA